This is a messenger RNA of Aspergillus alliaceus, 2620 nucleotides long. RefSeq names its product putative cholinesterase. NCBI's taxonomy places the organism in Eukaryota, Fungi, Ascomycota, Eurotiomycetes, Eurotiales, Aspergillaceae. The coding region runs from base 354 to 2537 and encodes 727 amino acids. The transcript has a single exon. The record is from RefSeq and is a predicted model, not a curated record.
GUGCCCUUUCGCGUGUUAUCAUGUGCUUUUCCUGCCGAAGGAGCCCCUUCGUAUUGGUCAUCUCGGCAAAUUUCUACAGGUAAAGAAGCUCUGCGGUACGUGUAUGUUACUAACAAGUCUCCAGCUAGUGCUCAAUAUGUCACUAGUAAGGACGACUAAGCUAGUGGUACUAAAACCCCCCCUUUGCCCCAUGUCGAACCUGUUAGGCAGGUAGAGCCCUUGCCCACUCGACUCCCGAUCCUUCCGGAAAUUUCGUAUAUAUUUUGCGUUCUGGUUCGACUCUCGGAAGUACUGAGCAAAAAUCCCCGACCAUCUUGAGAUCUGCGCAUUGUUGCCCUUUGGCUCAUUUCAAAAUGCAGCUGCAGACUCUCGCAGGUUUUCUGCUCUUCUGCUCGCCAGCGUUGGCAGCUCCGACCACUACAGGCCCUCCAAGUACGAGCUCACUGGGGACCCUUCGAGCCUUGAACUACAAUAACCUGGGCCCGGAGAAUAACGGAACUGCGGUUGUGCUCGUAUAUGAUGAGCUGUCUAAGUCAGAGGCUCAGGCACGCUGUGCCGCGAUUGGCGAGGAUCUCUACCCACUGGGGUCGGCUCCUCAAACUGAUCGCUCGGAAUUGGACUACCAGCUUGCCUACCUCGUCUUUUCCGGUGAUGUUGGACCAAAUAGCCGUUUCUGGAUAGCCACCGAUAGUUCGUCGAAAGAGUGCUUAGCAUAUUCUCAAAGACAGAAGCUAGCCAUAUCUGCACCGUGCAGCUCCAAGCUCCCCGCCAUUUGCACAUCCCGUGUGCCUCCUACCACCGACAAGAAUAGAGCUGUCGUUGAGACAUCAAAGAUCGUCGUCGCAGCGGAGAACUACACUCUUACUGGUUAUCGUGACGCGCGAUCAUUUCGGUUCCUUGGUGUUCCUUUCGCAGAUCCCCCAGUAAACGAGUUGCGCUUCGCUCCUCCGAAGCCCUUCUCUGGCCCUAAGAAACGCGAUGCAACCAAAGUAGCCGAGAGCUGUGUUCAAUCUCAGUCGGCCUUUGGGACAUUGGGCAAUGGAGGUAUCUCUGAAGAUUGUUUAUACCUCAAUGUGUUCACACCCAUCCUGCCUGCAGGGUCAAGCAAGAACUCAACUCGCAGGCCAGUCGCCGUGUAUUUCUACGGUGGUGCGUUUGUCAGUGGCAGCGCAUCUAUGAUUGACUAUGAUGGUGGGAACUUUGCCAGCCGCAAUGAUGUCGUGGUUGUCACAGUCAACUACCGGGUGGGAGCUCUGGGGUGGCUGACUACCGGAAAUCUGACAUCCGGAAACUAUGGCACAAGAGACCAGAUACUCGCACUAAAAUGGGUCAACAAACAUAUCGCAGCUUUUGGCGGAGAUCCAUCUCAAGUUUCCAUUUUCGGUCAGUCAGCGGGAGGCCAGAGUGUUGUCGCAUUGCUAUCCUCAACUGCCGCCCGUGGUCUUUUCUCCGCUGCUAUUGCUCAGUCCGCACCUGUAGAUCUGCCGUGGUUUACGCGCGAGGUAUAUUCCAAUGUCAUUGCCCCCGAAGUAGCCAAGGCUGUCGGCUGCAAUCAAACCACCACCGAGAAGGAACUUGUAUCCUGCCUGAGAUCCGUUCCAGCAACUAAGUUCCUAGGUAACACAACGGACUUCAAAAAGGCCACGGCCGCUUGGACUCAAGUCCUCGCCUCGGACUACCUCCAUGUUAGCCAGUUGCUCGCAUCCAUCGAACCCCUAAUGCCCAUAGUUGAUCCCCGCUCUGGUGUAAUCGACGACCAGUUCUACAAGCUACUCGCCAACGAACGCCUUCCAAACCGCGUACCCACCAUGUUCUCAACUGUCGCGGAUGAAGCUUCCCUCUACGUCGCCCAAUACGUGCCAGCCCUCGGCGCAAGUCAAGGGACUCUCAACACGCUCUUCAAAACCGCCUUUCCACCCAAACUCGCCGAAUCCCUCACACGUACCAAUGUUUUCCCGAUCAACCUCACGGACCCAGACAGCACCCGCAAUGUCGCAGCUGAUGCCCUAACUUACAGCGAAUGGAGCUGCCCACAAUCCUACCUCCUCCGCAACGGUGGUCAACGCGUCUUCCCCCAACUCUAUGAAGUUGAGAUCACCCAAGGCCACAGCCAGACCAACGUCACCGUGCCGGAGGUCUGCCUUCCAAACAAAAACUUCAACGCCAGUUGCCACACAGCAGACGUCCUUCCAGUCUGGGGAACCCUCAACAGCAAGACCAAAAAUGUAGACCCCUACUUCGACCAGAAUGAUAUCCUCCAUUCGCAGCUGCUGAACGAUAUAUGGGGCUCUUUCUUCCGCUCUCAUAACCCGAACCCAGAUCAGGCCUUCUUGAAGGUCCGUGGCCCUGCCUAUGCGUCUACGUACGAUAUCUUCGUGAAGAACGGGUACCGCGUGCCGGAGUAUCGGCCUGAAGAUCGGAAUGUCAGCUUGUUGGGCAUGCCGCCUUCUUGGACUGACAAUCCCGGUUUGUCGAGGAAGUGUGCCGUCUUUGAGGACUACGGGUUUACGUUUCAGAACGCCAACUUUACAGCUUAAUAUUCAUACAGUGGGUACAAAGGUGGUCCGAAGGUAAGGGUCGGACGUAAUGACGUUGUGACUUACGAUUGUACAUGUACCUA